GCAUUCAAGUAACACCGCACGUUUUCCAUGCGCUUGCGCAUGGUCAUGUUAGGGCGAGUUCCCUGAUUGGUUAGUUUGAGCUACUUCUGGAACGGAAUAACCAAUCAUCUGCAGGGAGCGAAAAUCAAAUCGCAGAGAGCAACAAACGGCAGUUCGGAUUGACAAGAGACGGAGACAAAUCUCAGUAUAAAACGGUGACAUGGCACCUGUCACGAGUAGUCAUAUCGUGGGAAAACCUCGGGAGUUGAUGUCCUACCAAGAACAAAGACGCCAGAAAUUAGAAGAAUAUCUUGAGAGGAAAAAAUACGCGAAUAGCGUGGCAAUCCAAGCAAGGAGCCGUUUGGAGAACAGGGUCUACCUGAAAGACAAGACAAACUUUGAUAAAGUUCGGAUUGCUAAAUGGCAGAAAGAAGCAACGGUAUGUGAAGGCAAGCAGCUGGAGUCAAAAAAACCUGUUCCAAACAGUACCAUUUCCCAAUCCUGUAUCCGAUCUAAAUCAGCUUUAUCAAAGCAAAGGGAAAAGCUGUCCGUACAGAAUACUAACUCGGUUACUAUUAAAACGAAAAUGUCUGAUAACCAAAUCGCUCAAUCUGAGAACCUGCCAUCAUCAGCCCAAGAGAACCAUUCAAAAGUAGGACAAAAAUCAAAAGGAAAUAACAAUGUUGCUCCUAACAAAACCAGAAUGCCUGUCCAACAAACAAUGGAAUCGGAGAAAAUGCCAUUUAACCAAAAGCACAAUUCACUCGUGGAACAAAAAGGAAAGAUGCAUCCAAGAGCACAGAAUGCCACACUUAGCCAGUCAUACUUUGCGAUGAAAAACGAGCAGGUUAGAUUGAUUGCUGAAAAGAGCAAUAAACUAAAGCCACCUACUUCCACUUUUAAGAAACCCGUGUUGGGUUCAUUUCGUGGUAGAAUUGUAGAAUCCAAAAUCCAGUCCUUUAGAUCAACUUCUCAGCAGAGUGAGAGAAGGCAGAAAUCUGAUCCACAGGCAACUCGGUCUGAAACAGAGAUACAGAAUAAAGAAUCUCGAGUCAAGCUGCACAAGCCAAGACCAAAGGGAGUAGAAAAUGUGCAACCUGUUCAGAAGCUCUUUAGUAUAACAACCCAUAAUAAACAAAAGGGCUUAACAGCAGCUUAUGCUCUCAGUACUACAAAAAAGCAAAAACCAACUACAACUGAUAUGCUAAAUAUAAAAAUAGAUUUUAAACCGUCUGGGAAAGGUGACACUACAAUAGUGGCAACUCAGACAAUCACAACAAAGAGAAUCACUGCACCAUCCCAUAAAGCCCCCAGAGCUUUACCUGCAAGACUCCCAGCAUGGAAACUUUCAGGACAUAUAAAAGACAUUGAGCCUACAGCAGAAAAAAGGAAAACACAAUUAAUGUCAAAGGGGAAGUUAGUAAAACGACCUGAAAUGACACCCUUGCAGAAAAAGAAAUCUGCAGAAGAGCCAGUGAAAUCGCUUUGGACAACAAUUAUGGAAGAGGAAAACCAGAGUGAACUUGUGAACAAAAUAAACCAGUCUCUCUCUGAGUGUCUGAAUCGGAUUAAUGAGGGUUGCCCAAGUGAAGAUAUUUUGCAGACCCUUGAGACAUUCAUCGAGAGCGUCCCCAAGGCUAAGAAGUUUGCAAGGUACUGGAUCUGCCUCGCAUACCUUGAGCAACGCAAAGGAUCUGUCCAUGAUGUUAUGGCAGUUUAUGAACAAGCUGUUAAAACUGGAGCACAGCCUGCAGAAGAACUGCGUAAUACACUUGCUGAUAUUUUGAGGAACACUAAGACUCCCAAAAAACCAUGUGAUGAUAAAAGCAAAAUUGAGGAGGAUGGAGCAGGGCAAAAUCCAGAGCUGGCUUUAGAAUACAUGACUGAGAAAGAAGUGGAGGAGGCAAAUAAUGAACAGAGACUUUCUGUAGAGGAAAAUGAAUACCCUACAAAUGAUCCCGAGAAUCUCCCUCUGAAGGAGCAGGAAAUAUGUCCAUCUGCAACUGAUGAACAGAGCAUUUCUAGAGACAAUGAAGAUUCCUUUGAUGGCCUGGAACCUGCAGCUAAUGUAAAGGAACUCUCCAUAGAGCAAGAAGUGGAGUCUGCAGCCAAAGAACAGCUGCCUCCUCUGGGGCAAGUGGUAGGGGAUGUUGAUGAUGAAGUUUAUGGGGCACAGCCAGAAGGUGACUAUGAAAGUAAAGAGACUGAGAAGAUUAAAAACAUUAAAAUUGAAGAUAUGAAGACUCCAGUAAAGCAAACAAUGACACCAAGUAAAUUGAAAGAUCGAGGAUCAUCUGUUAAGUAUAAUGUGAAAGCAACACCUAAACUACAACGUGCUAAGAAUCAAGUUCCUCAGGAUAACUGCAAUUCUGAGAUCAAAGAUUUGAAGUUUCUGACUCCUGUAAGGCGCUCUCGACGCAUUGAACAAGAGUCUUUCCAAUUGCCUUUAAUGCUGCAGGACCAUGAUCCUUGUGUUUCCUCCUUGGAUGAUCUAAAAAAUUUGGCAGGAGUGUCAACUGCCUAUGUGUUCAGGAAGAAUGAUGCACUGCAAGAAUAUGCUAAUGUUUCUGCGGAUUGAUUUUUUUUUUGACUCUUAAUAAAAGAACCUCGUGCUCCUUAGCAACAUUUGGUCAAAAUGCAGUUCAUUCAGCUUCACAUGAUUUGUUUCCCUAUCACUUGUAUUAGUGAUAAUCUAUAGCAGGGUUCUUUUAUAGUAUUACAGUGCACUAAGCAUAGAAGUUGAAGCAUGAUUUAAGGGGAACAUUAAGCCGUAGUGGUCUAAAGUAUUCCUCCUGUUAUCUCCACUGGAAAAUGGAACUUGGAUCAAGUUGCCUUGGUCUCACAUCUACAAGUAAACUAUGAUUUAUUUUUUUUUCCCCUGCUGCCUAGCUCUAAAACCCUGACAACAUCAUAUGUAUUUAACAAAUAAUUAAAAAAAACACUUUUUUAAAAUGGCUGUAGUGACCCCAUCUCCACACCCCCCUCCCCCCUGCCCCCAAGCCAGAUUUAAUGCUUUAAGUAACAUUUCUUUUGGCACAUUAUCUGUAAUCUCUUAAACAAUUUUUAUUUGCAAUAUAUGAUAACUUGUGCUUACAAGCUAUUGAACAGGAGACAGGUUAUGGGUGGGGGAGUUAAUUUUAAUAUUAAAACUUCCCAGAAUAUGUAGGUACGUAAUAAAACUUGUUAUAAAUUUAAUAAUGUUGUAGUAGUUUGUCUUAGUGCUGCUGUUGAGCUGCAAUCAACACUAAUUUGAAAACUGCUAGAAAUAAUAAAAUCUCUUAAAUUUGUCAAGAUAGGGUAGGAUGAAAUUACAACACUAAGCAAAAAGAAAAGCAUUUCCAAAACACAAACUUGUAUCAAAAAUGGUGGAUCAAUUGUUUGCACCCAUUGCUAAGCUAUACAUUUCCAUUGUUGGAAUUUAAGUUGCAGGAUUUCUUGGUCGACCUGAAGUAGUGAUGAGCUCAUUUUCUCUAAGACUUGUCAAUGAGUGCCAGCAUCCUCAUUUCCUCUUAUUUUUGGUAUUAUGCUUUUAAUUUUUCCCUUUUCUCUAAGGAUGCAUUUGAAAUUGAAAUCCAAAACAAAACCAUUUGAACGAUCAGGCUUGUAUCAUCAGUUGUGCAUGAGGCAUUGAGGAUGAUGGAGUGCUGCCAAUGCAUUACAUGAGCGAACAGUUAUAUUUUUGUCUAAAUUUCUUUUACUUGUAGUAAAAUGUAAUAUUUUUAUUGUCUCCAAUAACACCUUUGUAUACACUAUUCCAUACUCUUAGUGUUUGUGGUAAUAAUUCAAGGAGCAUUUAUUCUUAAAUUGGUGUUGUUUUUGGCUUGGAAUAACAGUGAUCAUUUGUAUUCAAUGUUUUGUAAUGUGUCUUCAUUAAAUGGCCAUUCUGUUA
Molecule: messenger RNA, 3868 nt
Organism: Pristis pectinata (smalltooth sawfish)
Lineage: Eukaryota; Metazoa; Chordata; Chondrichthyes; Rhinopristiformes; Pristidae
Product: cytoskeleton-associated protein 2-like
Exons: 9
Coding region: 200-2557 (785 amino acids)
Biological process (GO): negative regulation of microtubule depolymerization
Cellular component (GO): microtubule cytoskeleton
Source: RefSeq, a predicted model, not a curated record